Messenger RNA from Drosophila subpulchrella, 531 nucleotides. RefSeq lists its product as uncharacterized. The record is from RefSeq and is a predicted model, not a curated record. Bases 1 to 531 code for a protein of 176 amino acids. NCBI's taxonomy places the organism in Eukaryota, Metazoa, Arthropoda, Insecta, Diptera, Drosophilidae. The transcript has 4 exons.
AUGUGGAUGAUCAAAGUGAUGUUUGCCUGCUUGGUAACAGGCUCUUUAGGUCAUGUGACCUUCACUAAUCUGAAGUGUGAAAUGUUCGACAGGAAGUUUGGAAAAUUUCAAGUCUGUCAUAUCAAGGCAGUUAAUCGAACGCAUAAGUAUAUAGAUCUUGAGAUAAUGCUUAGUAUACUUCCCAUAAACAAUAUAAUGAUUAACUUAGAACCCAUGCGACACGGUAAUGGGUACAGACCAUUUUUUAUGAGCAUGAAGUACGAUUUUUGCAAGUAUAUGAGGAAUCCAAACGAACGAUCGUUGAUAUUUUUAAAAGAAAUACAUUCAACGUUCAUCAAUGCUUCAAACCUUAACCAUACCUGCCCCUAUAAUCAUAAUAUUUCAGUUACCAAGUUUUGGACUGGCAAUCUGGAAAAGGCGUUCCUGCGAUAUCUUCCCGUACCCAACGGAGAUUAUGCCCUGUUUUCGACGUGGUACGUUUCCAAUAUUCCUCGUUUAUUUGUCAAUAUUUUCUUUAAAGUAACUAACUGA